AGGCGGCGGCGGCGCGCGCCUGGAUCCCGGUCGCGAGGAGGCGGAGGAGGAUGUGGCGCGCGGAGGGGAAAUGGCUGCCGAAAACAAGCCGGAAGAUGAUCAUGGGAACAGCAAUGGCAGUCAUGUAAAAAUCUUUUUACCGAAGAAGCUGCUUGAAUGUCUACCAAAAUGUUCAAGUUUACCAAAAGAGAGGCACCGCUGGAACACUAAUGAGGAAAUUGCAGCUUAUUUAAUAACAUUUGAAAAGCAUGAAGAAUGGCUAACGACUUCCCCUAAAACAAGACCACAGAAUGGUUCUAUGAUACUGUACAACAGGAAGAAGGUGAAAUACAGGAAAGAUGGAUAUUGCUGGAAAAAGAGGAAAGAUGGGAAAACCACUAGAGAGGAUCACAUGAAACUGAAGGUCCAGGGAGUGGAGUGCCUAUAUGGCUGUUAUGUCCAUUCGUCCAUCAUCCCCACUUUCCACAGAAGGUGCUACUGGCUUCUUCAGAACCCUGACAUCGUAUUGGUGCACUACCUGAAUGUACCUGCCAUAGAGGACUGUGGAAAACCAUGUGGUCCCAUCCUAUGCUCAAUAAACACAGACAAGAAGGAGUGGGCAAAAUGGACGAAAGAGGAACUCAUUGGACAGCUCAAACCGAUGUUUCAUGGCAUUAAGUGGACAUGCAGCAAUGGGAACAGCAGUUCAGGGUUCUCUGUGGAGCAGCUUGUACAGCAGAUCCUUGAUAGUCACCAGACCAAACCACAGCCUCGGACGCACAAUUGUCUCUGCACCGGCAACUUGGGAGCAGGUAGCAGUGUGCAUCACAAGUGUAACAGUGCCAAACAUCGCAUCAUAUCACCAAAGGUCGAACCAAGGACAGGUGGGUACAGCACUCACUCAGAGGUACAAAAUAAUGAUGUCUCUGAAGGCAAGAAUGAGCACAGUCAUGGCAAGACCUCCAGCCGGGAGAAGAGGAAUGGCAAAGUGGCAAAACCUGUGUUGCUCCAUCAAAACAGUACUGAGGUCUCUUCCACCAAUCAGGUGGAAGUUCCUGACACUACCCAGAAUUCUCCUGUGUCCAUCAGCAGUGGAUUAAAUAGCGACCCUGAUAUGGCUGAUAGCCCAGUAGUCACUGGUGUCUCCAGCAUGGCUGUUGCCUCGGUGAUGGGAAGUUUAUCGCAAAGUGCCACAGUAUUUAUGUCAGAAGUCACCAGUGAAGCCGUGUAUACCAUGUCACCCACCACUGGCCCAAAUCAACACCUCCUAUCCUCAGAUGCCGCUGCUCAAGGACUGGUACUGGCUGUGAGCUCAGAUGGCCACAAGUUUUCUUUUCCUACACCAGGCAGUUCAGAGAGCUUGUCUAUGUUGCCCACCAAUGUCUCUGACGAGCUUGUGCUCUCUACAACUCUGGAUGGUAGCAGAAAAAUUCCAGAAACCACCAUGAAUUUUGACCCAGACUGUUUUCUUAAUAAUCCCAAGCAGGGACAGACUUAUGGUGGAGGAGGCCUAAAAGGAGACAGCAUUAGUACCAACAUAAGACAGUCACCCACAACAGAACGUGGGUUCAAUUUCAGUGCAGCCCUAACUAAAGAGAUUAAAACUGAGGACACUUCUUUUGAACAACAGAUGUCCAAAGAAGCGUUUUCCUCCACUUCUGCAUCUAAUUCUCUCACCCUUACUACAGGGUCAGGUCUGCUUCCAUCUGGAGGCGGGCUGAGCCCAAGUACCACCUUGGAGCAAAUGGACUUCAGUGCCAUUGACUCCAACAAGGACUAUUCUUCCAGUUUCAACCAGACAGUCCAGAGUCCUCAUGUUCACCAGACCCCUUCCCCUAGCUUCUUUCUGCAGGAUGCCAGCAAACCUCUCCCUCUUGAACAAAACACCCAUAACAACUUGAAUGACACAAGUGGCUCUUUUGUGAACACUUUAGGAAUCCCCAAUGUGAAAACAGAAUCCUCCCAAACAACCUCUAAUUGCAAUGGCACAGUGGAAACUAGAAUAGAGUCCACCUCUUCUCUCCAGCUCAUGCAGUUCCAAGCAAACUUCCAGGCUAUGACUGCAGAAGCUGAAGUUCCCAUGGAGACCUCCCAGCAGGCAGAAGGGAAUGAAAAUCUUCUUAAAUCAGGGGAUCUUCAAGCCUGUAACACAGAGCACUACAUGCAGCCCGAGGCCAAUGGUGGUAUCAGGAAUGGGAAUAAUCUCCCUAUUCUCCAAGGAAAUAUGGUGCAAGGACUCUACCCAGUGGCCCAUCCCAGCUUAAACAACUCCUCCAACAUGGAGCUUAAUUUGGACCAUUUUGACAUCUCCUUCAGCAACCAGUUUUCAGAUCUUAUUAAUGAUUUCAUAUCAGUAGAAGGUGGAAGUAAUGCCAUCUAUGGGCACCAGCUGGUGUCCGGUGACAGUGCCGGGCUAUCUCAGCCUGAAGAUGGCAACAGAGCAACCUACAACCAGGCUGAAAUGUGCAUCCCUUGCUGCAGCCCUCAGCAAGCCAGCAUGCAGCUCAGCAGUGCCGAGAAUGGAGCCAGUACCAUGGCAUACAUGCAUGUUGCUGAGGUGGUCUCAGCAGCCGCAGUACAAGGCACCUUGGGGAUGUUGCAGCAGAGCGGGCGCUUGUUCAUGGUGACAGAUUACUCACCAGAGUGGUCUUACCCUGAGGGAGGCGUGAAAGUCCUAAUCACAGGCCCCUGGCAGGAAGCCAGCAAUAACUACAGCUGUCUGUUUGAUCAGAUCUCAGUGCCUGCAUCUUUAAUACAGCCAGGGGUGCUGCGCUGUUACUGCCCAGCUCAUGAUACCGGGCUCGUGACUCUGCAAGUUGCCUUCAACAAUCAGAUCAUCUCCAACUCUGUGGUGUUUGAAUAUAAAGCCAGAGCUCUACCAACCCUGCCUUCCUCCCAGCAUGACUGGCUGUCCUUGGAUGAUAAUCAGUUCAGGAUGUCAAUCCUGGAACGACUUGAGCAGAUGGAAAGGAGAAUGGCCGAGAUGACGGGAUCCCAGCAGCACAAACAAGGAGUAGGAGGCGGGGGCAACGGGAGCGGGAAUGGAGGAACCCAGACGCAAUGUGUGUCUGGGACCGGGACGUUGGGCAGCUGCUUUGAGAGCCGUGUGGUGGUGGUGUGUGAGAAGAUGAUGAGUCGUGCCUGUUGGACAAAGUCCAAACACCUGAUCCAUUCCAAGACUUUCCGAGGAAUGACCUUGCUACACCUUGCUGCUGCUCAGGGCUAUGCAACACUGAUCCAGACCCUCAUCAAAUGGCGCACCAAGCAUGCAGACAGCAUUGAUUUGGAACUGGAAGUUGACCCUUUGAACGUGGAUCACUUCUCCUGCACUCCACUGAUGUGGGCGUGUGCCCUGGGCCACAUGGAUGCCGCCAUUGUGCUGUAUAAGUGGGACCACCGAGCCAUCUCUAUUCCUGAUUCUCUUGGGAGACUGCCACUGGCUAUUGCUCGGUCUCGAGGUCACGUGAAGUUGGCAGAGUGUCUGGAACAGCUACAGCGAGAUGAGCAAGUUCAGCUUGGGCAAAAUCCCAGAAUUCACUGCCCUUCGAGUGGGGAGUCCAACACCGAGAGCUGGGUUGCCCAGUGGCAAAGUGAAAUCAUUACUUCUCAAGAGCCUCAGAAGGGUGUCACUGUUAUGUCCAGUUCAAAUACAGAGUUAAGACGACCAAGGUCUGAGCCCUCCAACUACUACAGCAGUGAGAGUCAGAAAGAUUACCCAGCACCCAAAAAACAUAAACUGAACCCUGAGUAUUUCCAGGCACGGCAAGAGAAGCUGCUUUCCACAGCCCUGAGCCUGGAAGAGCCAAGUGUCAGGAAGCAGAGUUCCAGCUCCAAGCGAUCCAUCUCUGAGACAAUCAGCCCCAGGGAAGGGAUAAGGGACUAUGGCAGGGAGCUCUCCCAGCACAUCCCAGAAGUUGCUGGGUACCGGGGCUCUGGUGGCCGGGCAGGAAUCAAGUGGAACCCAAAAGACAUUUAUAUUGGUGUGUCUGCAGUGCAGGUGACGGGAAGCCAAAAGGGGCUUGCGUUGGGGAAGGACACCGUAGCCCACCGGCUGCGUCAACGAGAGCAGAUGAAUGUGCUGAUGAUGGCUAACAGGGAGCUCGUGGAUGGGGAGCUGCUUUCCUACAGGGACAGUGUGGAGAAUGAGGACUGCUUACAGCACAUGGAUGACUUGCAGGUGAACAUGAUGACACUUGCAGAGCACAUCAUUGAAGCAACGCCUGACAGGAUCAAGCGGGAGAAUUUUGUGCCAAUGGAGUCACCGCUGGUGGAGAGGACAGACAGUGCUGCCAUUUGCACCACGAUGAGCUGGCUGGCCAGUUACCUUGCUGAUGUCGAUCAUAUACCAAGUGCUGCACAGAUAAGAAGUCUAUACAGUGAACCCCUGACCCCUUCUUCAAACACCAGCUUGAGCCCAGUAGGCUCACCAAUCAGUGAAAUAGCUUUUGAGAAACCCAGCCUUCCUUCAGCAGCAGACUGGUCAGAAUUUCUGAGUGCAUCCACCAGCGAAAGGGUAGAGAAUGAGUUUGCACAGUUAACUCUGUCUGAUCAUGAGCAAAGAGAACUCUAUGAAGCUGCCAAACUCGUCCAGACAGUGUUCAGGAAAUACAAGGGCCGUCCUCUCCGAGAACAGCAGGAAGUGGCUGCUGCUGUCAUUCAGCGUUGUUACAGAAAAUACAAACAGCUUACUUGGAUAGCCUUGAAGUAUGCACUUUAUAAAAAGAUGACACAAGCUGCCAUCCUUAUCCAGAGCAAAUUCAGAAGCUAUUAUGAACAGAAAAAAUUCCAGCAGAGCCGACGAGCCGCAGUGCUGAUCCAGCAGUACUAUCGCAGCUACAAAGAAUGUGGGAAGAGGAGACAAAAAAGUCGAGCAGCUGCCAUUGUACAACAGAAACUUAGAAGCAGUCUGCUCACCAAGAAGCAGGAUCAAGCUGCUCGCAAGAUCAUGCGGUUUUUACGACGCUGCCGCCACAGCCCUCUGGUGGACCAUAGGCUGUACAAAAGGGGGCUGAAUGUUUUUGGAGCACAAAUGUGUGUGUUAAAUUGCAGGCCCCAUGCUCUGGGGUGUCAUUCUUAUUGGGCCUUUCUGUCUUUUUUGUUUUGCAAUCCAAAUGAGAUAUCUGGAAAAAGGCAAGAGCUCCCAUUUCCUAAAUUUCACACAAGCCAAUUCAGCUCUCAGAGCAACAGAGUGAAAGAAUUGAAAAAGGCCAAGGAACCUGAAGAUACACAGCAGCAUCCCGUAGCAAUGUGA
This is a messenger RNA of Emys orbicularis (European pond turtle), 5230 nucleotides long. It is a transcript of the gene CAMTA1, whose product is annotated as calmodulin binding transcription activator 1. The transcript has 24 exons. Gene Ontology annotation, biological process: regulation of transcription by RNA polymerase II. The record is from RefSeq and is a predicted model, not a curated record. Gene Ontology annotation, cellular component: nucleus. Gene Ontology annotation, molecular function: protein binding; transcription coregulator activity; double-stranded DNA binding. Bases 71 to 5230 code for a protein of 1719 amino acids. NCBI's taxonomy places the organism in Eukaryota, Metazoa, Chordata, Testudines, Emydidae.